Messenger RNA from Closterium sp. Naga37s-1, 636 nucleotides. NCBI's taxonomy places the organism in Eukaryota, Viridiplantae, Streptophyta, Zygnematophyceae, Desmidiales, Closteriaceae. The record is from the annotation of a GenBank genome assembly.
AUGGCCUCCAAUCCCGCCGCGCUUCUUCUGCUCCUCGUCCUUGCCGUCAUCUGCGCGAUCGUCACGGCUCACGCGGCGGCAGGCGAGCGCGCGGAUCGCCUUACUAAUAACGCGCGCGCGCGAGUGCGCGGCGUCGGCGGCGCAGCCGAUGCUAUGUCUGCCAGAAGCCUCAGAAUCGAAAGCACAGUGGGAAGCAGAAACGGGAGCACGCGGGUGGGGGUGGGCGUGGGGAUUGGCAGCGGCGGCGGGGCGGUGGAGGCGAGCGUGGCGGUGGGCACGCAGAUCACGGUGUCGGGCGUCAGUCUCAACGUCAGCUUCGACGCCCUCCGCUGCUUCAGGUUCCCCCAGGCCGCGCUCAGGGCGCUCAAGGCGGGGCGCGGCGUGCAGGUGUGGUGGAACGGCCUCGCAGGCGGCAACAAAGGCCACAGCAAGAGUGGGGGGAGUUCGCGUGGGAAGGAGGCGGGAACGGAUGCGGCGCCGGGUGCGGCGUGCAAGCAGCUGCGGUUCUUUGCCAACCCCGCCUGCAAGGGCAAGGCGCUGGAUGAGGUGCUGAAGCCGCAAUACGCCGGCCUGCGCAGAUUCUUCAACGUGCCCAGGUGGGUGUUGGGGCACGUGGGGCAUGGGAGCACGUGGUGA